GCGAGAAAAAAAUUCACAAAUCCACUCCUUAUUUUCAACUAGGGUUUCGACGUCUGAGAUUUGCAGAGAUUUUCCAAUUUCCAUUUCCCCUGAGAAACUCAUCAGCUUCUAAACCUAACUGCUCUUUCCUCAGUUUCCUAUUUUCGUUUAGAGGUAUGGAUACAUCAAAUCCUGCUGUCUUCGUCAAUGCUGAGCUCCUCCGCUUGCAUAUGGGAAGGAGGGUUCGAGCUGUGAUUCAGGUUAUGCGCUCUGAUGGUGGUGGCACAGUGAACGGGAGAUCUACAGAUGACCAGCAAAUAGUUGUGAAAGGCAAUCCACCUGGUCCUCUUACAACAUUUGUUGAGGUCAUAGGUAUCGCCGACAGUAACCAAUCUAUCCGUGCUGAAAUAUGGUCCAACUUUGGGGACACGCUAGAUACAUAUAGCUAUAACCGUGUUUGCAUGCUGGCAAAUGGCGAUUACAAACACUUGUUCAUAUGAGAACUCAAAAGCAACAUAAUUUAGUGGAUCCUAAUAAGUGAUCCAACUCUUUCACUACCUCCAUCCUUUAUAUACAUGAUGCAUGUGAAUACUUGUUUGGAAGUUUGUUUAGUUUGAGAUGAUUGUUAUGUUAUGCCCGUUAUGGUAUAUGUUUCACAGAGUGAACCUGCUGAAAUCCAGAAUUUCUAUUACUUGCUUUA
Messenger RNA from Solanum dulcamara, 679 nucleotides. Its product is annotated as replication protein A 14 kDa subunit B-like. Bases 156 to 479 code for a protein of 107 amino acids. The record is from RefSeq and is a predicted model, not a curated record. Gene Ontology annotation, molecular function: DNA binding. Lineage: Eukaryota; Viridiplantae; Streptophyta; Magnoliopsida; Solanales; Solanaceae. The transcript has 3 exons. Gene Ontology annotation, biological process: DNA repair; DNA recombination; DNA replication. Gene Ontology annotation, cellular component: nucleus.